Aspergillus udagawae is the source of this 1023-nucleotide messenger RNA. RefSeq lists its product as uncharacterized. Lineage: Eukaryota; Fungi; Ascomycota; Eurotiomycetes; Eurotiales; Aspergillaceae. The coding region runs from base 1 to 1023 and encodes 340 amino acids. The record is from RefSeq and is a predicted model, not a curated record. The transcript has 3 exons.
AUGACCUAUAGGGAAACCCAAAGUUGGACGGACUUUUUCUUCUCCCAGAGUACACCCACCUUGAGCAAAGUCGACUAUGAAACUCAAGUGGAUUUCAAGCGUUUCCACCUGGAUAGGGAAAAGUGGUUGUUGUGGGAACCAGUAGCUACUGGUAGACGCAUUGGUCAGGAUGUUAUUCAAGUGCUAUGGCUAGUUACUAAGUAUCAUGGAAGAAUGGUGCGCAAGUACGUGGCCAAGGUGUUCCCUGAAUACACUGAACAUGAUGCCCAGCUCCAGCUCCGACGCGUUCCAGACCUAUGCAACCGGGGUUCAAGAGUGGUUAUGAAUGAGCUCGACCCCUUCCUGAAUGAAGCCAGGGUGUUUCAACGCAUUGAAAAGUAUUGUGACAAUGCACGGAAGAUCUACUUUCCUCGGUUUUAUGGUGUGACCACCGACCUCGACAGAUCCCAGUUUCGUUCUGGCUAUCCUAACUGCCGGGCGAUUAUCCUUGAAGCCAUUAAGCCAGAGUUAGCUUCUCGACGUAUCCUGGCAGCACACAAUCACAGCGGAACUGGACACAUUGAAAGCCUAAGGCGGCGGCUUCAAAGUCUAGACCUAAAUCUAAGUGAUUUUGAAAAGGAGUUCUAUUGUUCUCUACUUGCAGACCGCUGCCACCGUCUUUUAGCAUUGCACAGCCUUGCAGUCACUCAUGGUGAUGUGAAAGAUGAACAUUUUCGGCUCCCUGGUGACUUCCAUGAUACAGUCCUUUAUGACUUCUCUAUUUCAUACACUUUCUCUCCAGAGCAACCUUACUUAAUGAAUUUUAGGCUGCCCAACAAAUCAUUAAAAGAGAUAUCGCACUAUGAACUAAAACGCGUUGAGGAGCAAGUGUAUGAACGAGCCAAAAAGCUGGAUUUGCAGGAUCAUAUUGCAAAGUCAACUACCGCUACUCAGAAAGAUAUCAAAGACGCACUCUUCCAACCUCUACAGGAUGGACCCUUGGAAUUAAUAAUUCUAAGAGUAAAGACUCGGCCCGAUGGUUAG